UGAUGCAGAUACUGACGAAGGGUGUCUUUGUCAUUCUACGUUCUCUGGCGCUACCAUAAAGGGGUUUCUGUAGCUAAUAGCUUCUACCUUAGCUGCAAGCAAAAGCACAGAAGAGAAGGAAGAUGGAAAUCCAGAGCCCCGUCGAGCAAUCCGUGAGGUCCCUCGCCGUUGGAGGAGGCAGCAGCAAGGCGUUUUGCAAGUGCGGCCAAGGGUGGAAAUGCGUCAUCACGAGGACCGAGGGAUCUGAAGCCGGCAAGGCCUUCUUCAAAUGUGGCGAAAGUUGCACUUGUGUCAUAGACGGAGAAGGAACGGUGAAGGAGCUGGAAAAACUGGGUCCAAACGAAGCAUACUGCGAGUGUGGGGAGGGAUGGAGUUGUGUCGUCACCAAGGUUGAAGGGUCUGAAGCUGACAAGGCUUUCAUCGAAUGUGCUGAUGGCUGUACCUGUGUUACUAAAGCCUGAAAACUGAAAGGCUCGUGCUUUUCCAAUCUGCAUGCUUAUUAAGACUCUUAUCUAGCUAGGAAUAAUUUGCUGUGACAUAAUUAUAUGCAAUCACAUAGUUUGUUUUCUAGUUGUUAUAAACAUAAAGGGUAGUACGUUACCAUGAUUA
Molecule: messenger RNA, 609 nt
Organism: Rosa rugosa (rugosa rose)
Lineage: Eukaryota; Viridiplantae; Streptophyta; Magnoliopsida; Rosales; Rosaceae
Exons: 3
Coding region: 123-461 (112 amino acids)
Source: RefSeq, a predicted model, not a curated record